GGGGGUGUCACGUCACUCAAUAGCACCCCCCAACCCCAAACUCACACAGUCUCACCCCCACUCUUCUUCAAACACUAUACAUGACGGCGCAAAGCAUUUCUUUCUCUUAGGCUUUUGCCCUUUUUUACGCCACACUCCUCUUUCUAUAUCUCCAUUCCUACUGAAAUCAAGCUCUUUUUCUCUACAUAUAUAUGGUGAUGGCUGACACCGAGGGUAGCGAUAACCCUGAUAAUCACGAAGAUCCUACUAAUGAUGUUGUUCCUCCUGCUACGCCGCCGCCGCCGCCCAAAUCGCCAUGGAAGACACCGCAACCACCUAUGGUUGACGUGCCGGUUGAGGCUGCUCAUGCUGAUUCCCAUUCUUGGCCGGCGCUUUCUUCGUUAAAAUCCCCUUCGGCUGCUGAUGCAGUUGCUACUAAUACUUCUGCAAUUUCUCCUAAACAAGUUCAGGUGCCUAACGAGCCUCAAAAGUCCCAUGGGCGUGGAAACCAUAAUUCAUCUUCUAGAUUCUCAACACGCCAACAUAAACCAGCCUCCAAACAUAACCCAAAUGGUGCACCAUCUUUUCAUGGACCAUUACCCUUCAAUCAACCACCAAUUCCACCUAUCUAUGGUGGCAUGGCACCUUGGCCCCCUCAUAUUCCUGUCUUGGGAUAUGCUUACCAGCCGCCAGCUGGAUCAUUUUCUGGUCCGCCACGUGGCAAUCCCAAUGCUUAUGGUGUGGAGUUUCCUAAUAGAAGACCAAAUGUGCAAGAAAAAGGAGACAACUUUACUUCUGGAAGGCAAAACAAUCAACCAUUAGGUUCAAAAGAGAAUGUUGAUGUGCAGCAAAAUGCUGGGCCAAGAGCUUUUAUAAGACCCCCCUUUUUUGGUCCACCUGCUGGAUUUAUAGGUGGACCUACCUUUCCAGGUCCUCCUGGUUCUAUUGUCUAUCUUCCUGCACGACCUCCAUUUUCUGUUCGGGUGCCACAUCCACCUUUUGUUGUUCCACAUCCCAUGAAUCCUGGGAUUCCUGUGUUACCUUCACAGACAGAAGUAAGAGCUAGCAUUAUAAAGCAGAUCGAAUACUAUUUCAGUGAUCAGAAUCUGCAAAGUGAUCGAUACCUUCUUUCCUUGAUGGAUGCCCAUGGAUGGGUUCCAAUAUCUACUAUUGCUGAUUUUAAAAGGGUUAAAAGCAUGAGUACAGAUAUACCAUUUAUUGUGGAUGCCUUACAGAGCUCUACUACUCUAGAAGUGCAGGAUGACAAGGUGAGAAGACGUGAGGAGUGGUCAAAGUGGAUUCCAACUUCUGUGGGCAAUAAAUCUACUUUAAUGGAAGAAAAGUCUGAAGUGGAAGUUAUUGAUUCUUUAAAUAAAGAUAGUGUUAGGGACAAGUUUCAAGGGACCGAUGAAUAUUCUGAAAGUAAAGUUACUAAUGGGGAUGAUGAGAAGCCGAAGGCUGUGAUUCAUGGUCAAAGUCAAGCAUCCAAUAAGGUCAAUGAGAUCUCUUUGAAAUUCUCGAGACAAAAUCUGGAUGACACAUCUGAUGAUUUUGGAAGCACGUUCAUGUUUGAUGAGGAGCUUGAGCUUGAACACAAAUCAGACAAGAAGGAUCAAUGUUCUUCUAAAACAAGGAUGGAUGAUGAAGAUGAUGAGAUGAUUGUUAAUGAUCAGGCAGUUGAGAGGCUUGUAAUUGUUACUCAGCAGAAUAACAGCAAUGGUGAAGGAGCUAAAGGUGCUGUAAAGGAAACAAAACCGUUUUCCAAUGAGCUUGCUUCUGCCAUAAAUGAUGGUCUAUACUACUAUGAACAGGAACUAAAAUCAAAACGAGGUAAAGGUAGAAGAAACAAUUUAACAAAUGAAAUGAAAGACGGGGUUUCGAAAUCUCCUAAAGUUUCUAGUCCUAUAGCCAAUCAUAAAGCUAUUGCAGGCAGUAUCUGUGAGAAUUCUAAUUCUAGAAGAAAACAAAAUAAAGGCUUCUCAAAUUCCAAACAACAACCACUGAAAAACCAGAGAUGGUUUUCUAGCAAUCUCAGGAAUAACAACAAUACAAGUGCCAGUGGUGGAAUUGUGUCAGAAAGUCCACCUAGUACUUCAGUUGGUUUUUUCUUCGGUUCUACACCUCCUGAUAAUCAUGGAUUGAGGUCUUCAAAGCUUGGUGCUUCUCCUCAUGGUGGAUUUACAGCAAGUAGUCCACCUGUAGGCUCCUUGCCAAAGCCAUUUCCGCCUUUCCAGCAUCCUAGUCAUCAGCUUCUAGAAGAAAACGGUUUCAGGCAGCAAAAGUAUGUCAAGUAUCACAAGAGAUGCCUAAAUGAUCGUAAGAAAUGUGGCAUUGGAUGCAGUGAGGAAAUGAAUACCCUCUACAGAUUCUGGUCAUAUUUUCUUAGGGACAUGUUUGUCCCUUCAAUGUACAAUGAAUUCAAGAAAAUCGCACUGGAAGAUGCAGCUGUUGGUUACAAUUAUGGAAUGGAAUGCCUCUUCAGAUUUUACAGUUAUGGUUUGGAAAAGGAAUUCAUAGAAGAUGUGUAUGAGGAUUUUGAACAGCUAACUCUCGAUUUCUACAAUAAGGGAAAUCUUUAUGGUCUUGAAAAAUACUGGGCAUUUCAUCACUAUUCUCGGUCAAAGGAACACAAAAAGCUCCCAGAACUUGAAAGGCUACUGAAAGAAGAAUACAGGAGUUUGAAUGACUUCAAACUCAAUCGCCCAAAAACAAAAUCCAAAAACGAUACCAAAUAAACAGCCACAUUUUUACAACAUAAGAGGGUCAGAUCCCUGGUCUUGCAUACAAAAUUUCCAGGAGCCACUUCCGAGUCUUUCAUACAAAUGCCAAGGGCCACCUGUAACAUACACGUU
Molecule: messenger RNA, 2831 nt
Organism: Lactuca virosa
Lineage: Eukaryota; Viridiplantae; Streptophyta; Magnoliopsida; Asterales; Asteraceae
Source: the annotation of a GenBank genome assembly